Seriola aureovittata is the source of this 2437-nucleotide messenger RNA. RefSeq names its product phospholipid phosphatase 1a (gene plpp1a). Gene Ontology annotation, molecular function: phosphatidate phosphatase activity. Gene Ontology annotation, biological process: signal transduction; phospholipid metabolic process; phospholipid dephosphorylation. NCBI's taxonomy places the organism in Eukaryota, Metazoa, Chordata, Actinopteri, Carangiformes, Carangidae. Bases 464 to 1312 code for a protein of 282 amino acids. The transcript has 6 exons. The record is from RefSeq and is a predicted model, not a curated record.
UCGCCUCCGGAGCUCUUCUCCGUAUCCGUCAAACGAUUCGUGCGCAACCGGCUACAAACACCGGUAGACAACAGGUGGUGUCCCUCCAGAGGACCGACUCUCCGUGAGAGUGAGUGUCAGCUUCAUUUAAAAAGCUAGUAGCAGCUUUAACAACCAUCAUGGCAGAUCUGUGGAGUUAUCGGCUGUGCUGCGGUUCCUCACCACUCAAUUACAGCGACACUUAAAAGACGCAUUUCUCCUCCUGAUAUGCCCUUCUCUUCACCAGUCCGGCCGGUCUGUUUAUUUCUAACGAGGGCGUCGACGUUUUGUUGUGUUUUUGUACCAUCUGCUGUUGCGGUUUUCUGAUCUCACACUCGGAAACGGCAGCAGCGACGCACCGAGGAGGAGCAUCCCCCUGGUGUUUAUUACAGGAGAGGACGCACCACAAGCCAGGGACUCGACUCUGAGACAGACAAGAGCAAACAUGUUCGAGACCAGAGGAAUCCCCUUUGUCCUGCUCGACAUAGCCUGUCUGGUUCUAGGAGGUCUGCCUCUGGCAGCCUUUAACCUGGGUAAGAUCCGCCCCUACCAGAGGGGCUUUUUCUGUAACGACGACAGCAUCAACUACCCUUUCCACAGCAGCACAAUCACCUCCACAGUACUCUACACUGUGGGCUUUGCCCUGCCCAUUAGCUGCAUGGUCAUUGGCGAGUGCCUUUUAGUUUAUCUAAAUCGCAUCAAGUCCAAGUCGUCUUUCGGCAGCUAUGUUGCCUGUGUUUACAAAGCCAUCGGUACCUUCCUCUUUGGUGCCGCCAUGAGCCAGUCUCUGACCGACAUAGCCAAGUAUUCCAUUGGCCGGCUCAGGCCGCACUUCCUGGAUGUUUGCAAGCCUGAUUGGAAACACAUCAACUGUUCAUUGGGGGUUUAUAUCGAAGACUUCACGUGCACUGGAGACGCAACGAUGGUCAAUGAGGGCAGGCUGUCCUUCUACUCCGGACACUCCUCUUUCUCCAUGUACUGCAUGCUGUUCCUGGCUCUCUAUCUGCAGGCUCGACUCCAGGUUGAAUGGGCAAGGCUGCUGAGACCCACAAUCCAGUUCUUCCUGAUUGCUGCCUCAGUGUUCACAGGAUUGUCAAGAGUGUCUGACUAUAAACAUCACUGGAGUGACGUGCUGACUGGACUCCUGCAGGGCGCCCUUAUGGCCAUCCUGGUGGUCUUCUUCGUGUCUGACUUUUUCAAGCCUCGUGCUGAUGCUCAUAAAGAGGUGGACAUCCCACAUACAACCCUGCAGGAGACCCCAACAAAUGGAAACCACUUUGAGAGUCCAAACUAAGCUAAGUGAGAGUUGGAGGAGGAGGAGGAGGAGGAGGAUGAUACCUCUGCUCUGUCCAAACGCACACCCAGGAUCAAAUGCUCUCUAGCCUUUCAUCUCGGCAAAUUCUCAUCAGAUACCCUGCAUGGAUUUACAUUGUGGAGUACUUGAUUAGCUAGUGGAUGACGGCGUCCCAGAAGAAACUUUUGGAAGCUACACCUCAGGCCUGUUCAAGAUUUUAAGACUUUAUAAUUUUAGACAAUUUGCUAUCUUGUCCACUGAUUCUCCAUUGAAGGAAAGUGGAGAGACAACCUGUCCAACCCUUGUAGAUAUGCUAAAGUGAUGCAAAGAUGUAGGUUAGGGGCUAGAGAUUCUGUAAGGACGUUAACCAUCUAUCUACUGAGCCGGUGGGAAGACUUGCCUGCAUGCACUCACUAAAGGGUCUGACCACUGCUGAGAGAGAGAGGGGGGAAGGUUGGAAACCUGUGAAUGUAACCCUGCUUUGUGCUUUUCCUGACCUGGAGUCAGUCUGCUCGAAAAAUCUGAUUUAGGGUCAGUUUUAGGGACAACCCCAGCUCCCAGAGAGACGGCGAGUUUCACAACCUUGUUGCCUUAAGUCCAGUGUUAAACAAAGGGCUAAUUAUAAGAGGAAAGUUUGUUUCUUAAGGCUAGAACGUGCUGAGGGCUAAAGCUGACCCUAGACCAGAGGGCAACACUACUUCACAACUGGAGCUGCUGACUCCAGGCCACUACCACUGCCGUCCGAUUCUCCAACCAUCUAACCUCAUAGUCGAGGAGGAAGCUUGACUUGUAUCAUGUUCGGUUAGAGAGUUGAAGAGUCGACGGGUCAGUUUAAAGUCCCGUGUUGCCUUUGCUGGACUGCUGCUGCUGCUAUCACAGCUUCCUGUGUAUCUAAGAACUAAUAUAAACAUCAAAUCAAUAGACAAUGUACUUUUGUAUAAUCUGUAUGUAAAAACAAAUCACCAUACAGACUUUUAUUGAAAAAAAUAUGUACAGAUGUCUGAAAUAAAAGUAAAAAUAAAGACAUUUUACUUAUUAACAUGGAUACCAAUGAAACAUAAGUGUUGGAUGUAUUAUGUCAUGAGCCAUCACAUGAAAUUAAAGCAUGACUUGUUUACUUUCUCA